AUGUUUGACAUUGUGACAUGGAUUUUUCCCCCACCUACGUUGAAUAUGAAUUAUAGGUUGGUUCCUGCACUACAGGUGGACCUGUGGCAGCCCAGCAGUAUCUCCUAUGUAUCAGAGGGAACAGUUACUGAUGUCCAUAUUCUCCAGAAUGGCUCCCAAGCCCUGUUAGCCUUCUUACAGGAAGCCAACAUCCAGUACAAGAUUCUCAUAGAAGAUCUUCAGAAAGCACUGGAAAAGGGAAGUAGCUUGCAAGCCCAGAGAAAUCGAAGAUCCCUCUCUGGAUAUAAUUAUGAAGUUUAUCACUCCUUAGAAGAAAUUCAAAAUUGGAUGCAUCAUCUGAAUAAAACUCAUUCAGGCUUCAUUCACAUGUUCUCUAUUGGAAGAUCAUAUGAGGGAAGAUCUCUUUUUAUUUUAAAGCUGGGUAGAAGAUCACGACUCAAAAGAGCUGUUUGGAUGGACUGUGGUAUUCACGCAAGAGAAUGGAUUGGUCCUGCCUUUUGUCAGUGGUUUGUAAAGGAAGCUCUUCUAACAUAUAAGAGUGACCCAGCCAUGAGAAAAAUGUUGAAUCAUCUAUAUUUCUAUAUCAUGCCUGUGCUUAAUGUUGAUGGAUACCAUUUCAGUUGGACUCAUGAUCGAUUCUGGAGAAAAACAAGGUCAAGGAACUCAAGAUUUCACUGCCGAGGAGUUGAUGCCAAUCGGAAUUGGAAAGUGAAAUGGUGUGAUGAAGGAGCUUCCAUGCACCCUUGUGAUGAUACAUACUGUGGCCCUUUCCCAGAAUCUGAGCCAGAAGUGAAGGCUGUAGCUAACUUCCUCCGAAAACACAGAAAACACAUUAAGGCUUAUCUCUCCUUCCAUGCAUAUGCUCAGAUGUUGCUAUAUCCCUAUUCUUAUAAAUACGCAACAAUUCCCAAUUUUAGCUGUGUGGAAUCUGCAGCCUAUAAAGCCGUGAAUGCUCUUCGGUCAGUAUAUGGGGUACAAUAUAGAUAUGGACCUGCCUCUACCACGUUGUAUGUGAGUUCUGGUAGUUCGAUGGAUUGGGCCUACAAAAAUGGAAUAUCCUACACAUUUGCUUUUGAACUACGGGACACCGGGCAUUUUGGAUUUUUACUCCCAGAAAUACUCAUCAAACCCACCUGUACAGAAACCAUGCUGGCUGUGAAGAACAUCACAAUGCACCUGCUAAAGAAGUGUCCCUAA
Messenger RNA from Carlito syrichta (Philippine tarsier), 1197 nucleotides. It is a transcript of the gene CPA6, whose product is annotated as carboxypeptidase A6. The transcript has 9 exons. The record is from RefSeq and is a predicted model, not a curated record. Bases 1 to 1197 code for a protein of 398 amino acids. Gene Ontology annotation, biological process: proteolysis. Lineage: Eukaryota; Metazoa; Chordata; Mammalia; Primates; Tarsiidae. Gene Ontology annotation, molecular function: zinc ion binding; metallocarboxypeptidase activity.